This is a messenger RNA of Anthostomella pinea, 1545 nucleotides long. Lineage: Eukaryota; Fungi; Ascomycota; Sordariomycetes; Xylariales; Xylariaceae. The record is from the annotation of a GenBank genome assembly.
AUGGACCUCAACACGCCCACCAAGUACCUAGGUUAUUUCUUGGGACUGCUCUUUGUUUCGGUCACUUUCAAUAUACUUUGGCAACAGCUCCCUCACAAGAAAUCAGACCCCCCUCUUGUCUUUCACUGGUUUCCCUUCGUCGGCAACGCCAUCUCGUACGGCACGGAUCCCUUCAACUUCUACAAGGAAUGCCAACGGAAGCAUGGCGACAUCUUUACCUUCAUCUUAUUUGGCAAGAAGAUGACGGUGUACCUUGGCCUUGCUGGUAACGAGUUCAUCCUCAACGGCAAACUUCAAGAUCUCAACGCCGAGGAGAUCUACGGCCCCCUGACCAUACCCGUCUUUGGCAGCGAUGUGGUCUACGAUUGCCCAAACGCGAAGCUUAUGGAACAGAAGAAGUUCGUCAAGUUUGGUCUCACCCAGAAGGCACUUAAAGCACACGUUCCCCUGAUCGAGAAAGAGACCCUCGACUAUCUCAAGACCGCCCCGGCGUUCAAGGGACCAUCUGGUACGGUCGAUAUAUCGGCCGCCAUGUCUGAAAUCACCAUAUUCACAGCCAGCCGGUCACUCCAAGGUGCCGAGGUCAGGAAGAAGCUGACCGCCGAAUUUGCCGAGCUUUACCACGACCUCGAUCUUGGCUUCCGACCGAUCAACUUCCUCAUGCCCUGGGCACCGCUCCCCCAGAAUCGACGACGAGACGCCGCAAACGCCAAGAUGGGCGCCAUAUACAAGGAUAUAAUCAGCCGCCGUAGGAACAACAGUAAUGGCAAGGGAGUCGGCACAAUAAUGGAGGAAGACGACAUGAUCUCGCACUUGAUGGGCUGCGUCUACAAGAACGGACAGGCAAUCCCCGACAUGGAGAUCGCGCACAUGAUGAUCACGAUGCUCAUGGCGGGCCAGCACUCAUCGUCGUCCUCCAGCGCCUGGAUCAUGCUCCGUCUGGCAUCGCAGCCGGACAUGGUCGAGGAAUUGUACCAUGAGCAGGUGCAGAACCUCGGAUACAACGGCUCCCAACCGCUCCAACACUCGGACAUCGAUAAGCUCCCCCUCCUCCAGAACGUCGUCAAGGAGACGCUGCGCGUCCACUCGUCCAUCCACUCGCUCAUGCGCAAGGUCAAGAACCCAAUGCCAGUGCCCAACAGCGACUACGUCAUCACGGCUGACAAGGUGCUCGUCGCAUCACCCAUCGUGAUGCACCUCAGCGAGGAGCACUUCCCCAACGCCAUGGUCUGGGACCCGCACCGCUGGGACAGCCGCGUCGAGGUCGAGACGGAGGAGGAUAUGGUGGACUACGGUUACGGCGUCAUGUCCAAGGGCACACGGAGUGCGUACCUGCCCUUUGGUGCGGGCCGCCACCGCUGCAUUGGCGAGAAGUUCGCCUAUGUCAAUCUCGUUACCAUCAUCUCGACUAUCGUGAGACAUAUGAAGCUCGGUACGCUGGAUGGGAAGUCGACGGUUCCGCCGACGGAUUAUACGUCGCUGUUUUCGAGGCCGGCUCAGCCGGCUGUGAUUCGUUGGGAGCGACGUUCUGGUAAGGCUUCGUGA